This is a messenger RNA of Annulohypoxylon truncatum, 2013 nucleotides long. RefSeq lists its product as uncharacterized. The record is from RefSeq and is a predicted model, not a curated record. The coding region runs from base 424 to 1296 and encodes 290 amino acids. Lineage: Eukaryota; Fungi; Ascomycota; Sordariomycetes; Xylariales; Hypoxylaceae. Gene Ontology annotation, molecular function: protein binding. The transcript is spliced from 4 exons.
ACUACCAUCACCAAAUUAACGUGUUUGCCUGAAAAAUACGGAAUACACCAGCGUUGCAAUUACCUACACCGGUACUGCAUACAUACAGCUAGACAUGGGUAUUCUGCUAUAUAAAGAGGGCGCUGCCCAGAUCUUUCCUUUCCUUUCAAUCAUCCACAACUUUGAAGGCUCUAGUAGUGUAAGGUAGGCCAUUUUCUCAUCUCCUCAUCUCAAUUUUUAAUCUUUUCCAACGUCGCAACGAAUAUUUCCCCGUCGCCAUCUCUGUCAUUUCAUCACGAAUACUCUAAAUACCAAAUUGCCGCAAUUUCUGCAAUCUCAGCGACCGAGACGGGAUUUCUCGCAAUACUCGAUAUUGACGGAGUGAUUCCUCGGUCGGCAAUCUAAGAAUUACAACAAACCACGAGUCUGCCUAAUUCAUUCAAGAUGUUCAGCCGACGAUUUGAACCACCACAGAACAAGAGCUUCUCCAAGACUCAUAAAGUCAAUAAAUCCAGCUCAUCAUUCAGCAAAUCUCACGGUGUUUCGAAGAGCCGACAUGAGCCUCGUCAGCAUCGCCGCCCUGCGACAGCAACAUCUUCAAAUGUACCAAGUGAUCCAAAUGUACUCUCACCACCUGGUACAUUGACGCCUUCCAUCGUGACACUGGUCAUCGGAAGGGACCAACGUAUCUUCGCUGCUCACGAAGACGUUCUCAGCGCUUCGCCUUGGUUUCAACAAGCCUUGUCCGAUCAAUACAUGGAUUCGCAGAACAGCAAGCGCAUCCAUCUUCCCGAAGAAGAGCCCGAGAUCUUCUCAUCUGUCUUGGAGUAUUUAUACAAGGGCGAUUACUACCCUCGUUUGAUCCAUAACAAGCGUAGGAACUCGUGGGAGAUCGAGCAGAUCCAAGAUGAAGGCCAAGGCUCGAAUGAGUCCACUGUCUAUCAUCGUGGUGUCGAUGGCGACGUUUUGAAAGAUACUGUCAUCUAUUGCACUGCCGAGAAGUAUGGUCUCGAGGAACUCAAACGAGUUGCUCUACGCAAGCAGGGUCUUCAGUCAGGCAUUCAAUGCAGCACCAUCCUGGCGUCGGCUCGCUAUGCAUAUGCUAAUACGCCUGACACUGACUCUAAAUUGCGAGCUCACUACCUCGCUCUCAUCAUUCGCAGUCGCAGCACAUUCAAGCGAAGUGGUACUAUGCAACUAGAGAUGUUCAACGGCGGCACUCAACUUUUCUUUGACCUAUUCGUCGCUUUAUGCAACCAUGUCGACGAUAUUUCUAGCGCACAAAACACCCCACGCAGCAACCGUCACUUCUUUUGAAGGGUUCUGCCACCUCCACGAUCUACAUUCCCCAUCCCACCAUAUUUUCUAAUAUCUACCCCAGACCCACCCCAACGCCCGUGGAUCUCAUCAUCUUAAAACUUAAUGAUCAACGUUUUUCAUACCUAUUUCUGUAUUUUCUAUUCUCACUCAGAAAGACUCGAGGACUUUUUCGGAUCGGAGUACAUCGGUGACAAGUACCACACUACUGGCGUUUUGGAUGCUAUCUGGAUUGGUAAUUCCACGGCGGGCAAUAUCUUUUAUUUCAUUUUCCUGAUAUCUCCUGUAUCACUAUUCUCGGAAGCAUCGCUCCAGCAGGAAACUUGGAGGACCUCACAGGGGCCAGUGAGGUGCUCAUAUCCUUUAUGUGUGACGGGGUUCACUCACUUGAAGGAGCGAAGAAAAAAAAUAAUGACGUUGGCGAGUUUUAUGAUGAAGUUGUUAACGCUUUUCUGAGAAGGGCGAGAAAUGAGGAGCAAAUGGAUACGAUAAAAAAAAGGGAGAGGAGUUAUCUGGCCGUGUUUCUGACACAGUCGGCGGAACGAUGAUGAAUCUCCCCUGUACUAUUACAUUUCUGAACUAUCGUUGAUAGCAGCGAGCUAUUUUCUGCCUAUGGUUUUUAUUUCUAGAGAUACCUUACCAAGGAAGGCUGAUGAGGGAUCGAUCACCGAAAAAAAACACUAAUGAAUAUUUAACGUUCUUGUAUAUGCUUCUUAA